GCACGCGGCAGGGCCGAGCUUCCCCAGCCUCCCUCCGCGGGGCCGUCCAGCUACAGGUUCCUGCCGGCGGGAAGAAGCAUCCUUCCCUCCCUCCUUCUCUCCCUGCCAUCCCGCAGCUCGGCUCCGCAGCCCCGGCCGGCUCUGCUCCGGGCUCAGCAGCCCUGGCGGUGCACGGGACGCCUCCCCGGGGGAGGCGGAAAAACUGAAAUGAAAGACAGAGGGGGGAAAAAGCGAGUCUCCGGCCGGCUCCUUCCCGGCGCUGGGCAGGGCGAGCAGCCCGGUGGGGCAGGCGCGGGGCGGCUCUCGCCGCUCGGGGAGGGCUCUGAUUCAUCACCCCGCUCGGAGGAGAGGAUGGGACGCCGCUGAAGUCCCCUUUCUCCCUCCUCCCUUCCCCUCUCCGCCAGGCAAGCCCCCCCCUCUCCUCCCCCCUCCGCCGCUCUUUCUCUUUCCCCAAGCAGUGAGGCUCGGACGGCGCUCUACUCCGGCGCUUUAUUCCGAGAUGCUCGGCCAAGGUCUUUGCAGAUAGAUUUUAUCUGAAGUUAAAGAGCAGGCGCCCGCCGCUCCCUCGCCGAUAAGGCAUUUUUAAUAGAGACAAAUCGCCCUGGACGCCCCGGAGCGCCGCUGCCGCCGCUCCUGCCCGCGCCCCCCGCCGAAGGCGAGCGGGCAGCCCGGGCAGCUCCCUCCUCCCGUAAGUGUCCUGCUCGGCUGUGUGCGGAGAAGGGGAGGCGAGGGGGGGACGGACAGCCUGCCAGCCGCCCCGCCACCGCCGGAUGCCCAGCGGCCGCGGGACGGCCCGGCGCGGAGCGCGGCCAGGAGAUGCGCAGGGGCGGCGGGCUGCGCCGCGCCGCUCGGCCCCUCUAGGCUCGCCCAUGGAACGCCCCGCGGAGCCCCGGCUGCCGUCGGACCCCCCACGCCGCUGGUGAGAGCUCCGCUCGUUCUGUAAAGUGGAUGUCAGGUGGAUCUAUGUUCUGGAAGGAACAAAGAGGCAGCGAAGGCAGCGCGGGGGAAGUUUGAGCGGCGAGGAUGCAGGCUGUGUACUGGUACGCGGUCCUUCUGCUGCAGCCCACCCUCUACUUGGUUACCUGUGCAAAUUUAACAAAUGGAGGAAAAACAGAACUUCUAAAAUCAGGAAGCUCCAAAUCCACACUAAAGCACAUAUGGACAGAAAGUAACAAAGACUUAUCCAUCAGCCGACUGCUGUCACAGACUUUUCGUGGAAAGGAAAAUGAUACAGAUUUGGACCUGCGAUAUGAUACCCCAGAAACUUAUUCUGAGCAAGAUCUCUGGGACUGGCUGAGGAACUCCACAGACCUGCAAGAGCCUCGACCCAGAGCAAAGAGACGGCCCAUUGUCAAGACUGGGAAAUUCAAGAAAAUGUUUGGCUGGGGUGAUUUCCAUUCCAACAUCAAGACUGUGAAGCUAAAUCUGUUAAUAACGGGGAAAAUUGUUGACCAUGGCAAUGGGACGUUUAGCGUUUACUUCAGGCAUAACUCCACUGGUCAAGGGAAUGUAUCUGUGAGCCUAGUGCCCCCUACAAAAAUAGUGGAAUUUGACUUGGCACAACAGACAGUGAUUGAUGCCAAAGAUUCCAAGUCCUUUAACUGUCGAAUUGAGUACGAAAAGGUUGACAAGGCUACCAAGAACACACUCUGCAACUAUGACCCUUCAAAAACCUGUUAUCAGGAGCAGACCCAGAGCCAUGUGUCAUGGCUCUGCUCCAAGCCCUUUAAAGUAAUCUGUAUUUACAUUUCCUUUUAUAGUACAGAUUAUAAACUAGUACAGAAGGUGUGUCCUGAUUACAACUACCACAGUGACACACCCUACUUCCCUUCAGGGUGAGGAUGAACACGUGUCUGAGACUGAAGCCUGGGGAAUAAAAGAGGUCAUAUGACAGGGCUGUAACCUCAAGGAGGAAGGCCACAUCUAUUGCCUGGAAUGUGUCUACCUGCUGCUGCUGAUGUCAAAUGGCUGCAAAUAUGUUAAUGGAAAACAAUCUAAUGUAAUUUUUACCCAGCCAGCUCCAUGUAUCAAUCUAGUUGUAAAUCACUAUGGAUUUAAAAUAAAACCAUACACAUACACAGAGACACAUACUCUUCAGCUCACAUCUAUUGAGAUUCCUGUUAAGGGAGAUUUCAUUGUCUGAUAUCUAAGGUUUCAAGAUAACCUGUCAUCAAGCAAAAUGGAUUAACUAGACAGAGAAUAGUUUCUAACACAGACUGUUAUGGAAAUCUCUUUGAAAAUCCUUUGAAUACAUGCCAAUCAAUAAUCCCCACUCAUGCAUUCUACUGCUUGGAGUAGCUGUACUGGUAAAUAAUACUGUAGGAGUAAAUACUUGUUAAAAUGGGAGAAAUGUGUGUCUAGCAUUCACUAUUCCUUAUUACAAGAACACAGCAAAACAUCAUGACUUUUUUUCCAGCAUACAGUAGGCACAUUCGAGGUGGCGUUAGGUGGCUCUUUUUCCAUGGAAUGAGCCUGUUACUAGUAAAGAUGGGCAAACAUUUGGAAUUUACAUGUGGGCAGACAUUCUGGUUUCAUGUUUCUCUGACUCUUUAUGUUCUGAUUCUUUAAACCUGGUUGAGUUUAGGCAAGCUAAGCUAUUUUAAAACCCUUCAGCUGAUUUCUAGGAAGGAAGAUGCCUGGCGGAGAACAUGUAAGUUAUAAGUGGCUGUCUUAUCUUUAUUACAAAAUAUUGUAACAAAUUCAAUAUCCUAGUCUUCAUUUGUAUGAAUGGUUUGUAUUGUACAUAAUUUAACCAGUGUUAUUUGAGCUGCUUAUUAAUAUUAACUUGUAAUUGUCUCUCUGCUUGUUAUUGGUUAAAAACAAUCAAGGAAAUGAGGAAUCCAUUUUAUCAAUGUAGCUGUAAACUCCAUUAAAAGACAGAACUAUGUACAAAGCAUUUAUUCAGCUAAAGUAUUGUUGAAAGCUAUACAUAUACAACAUUACAGUCUGUCUGUAUUUAGAUAUUUUAUUUCCAGACAAAAAA
Messenger RNA from Oxyura jamaicensis (ruddy duck), 2983 nucleotides. It is a transcript of the gene NXPH1, whose product is annotated as neurexophilin 1. Gene Ontology annotation, molecular function: signaling receptor binding. The record is from RefSeq and is a predicted model, not a curated record. Lineage: Eukaryota; Metazoa; Chordata; Aves; Anseriformes; Anatidae. Bases 1024 to 1839 code for a protein of 271 amino acids. The transcript has 3 exons.